Indicator indicator is the source of this 1887-nucleotide messenger RNA. Its product is annotated as glypican-5-like. Bases 1 to 1887 code for a protein of 628 amino acids. The transcript has 13 exons. Gene Ontology annotation, cellular component: extracellular region; plasma membrane; cell surface. The record is from RefSeq and is a predicted model, not a curated record. NCBI's taxonomy places the organism in Eukaryota, Metazoa, Chordata, Aves, Piciformes, Indicatoridae. Gene Ontology annotation, biological process: regulation of protein localization to membrane; cell migration; positive regulation of canonical Wnt signaling pathway.
AUGGCCGCUGACGGGAGCCGCGGGGUCCUGGGGCUGUGGCUGCUGGCGGCGGCUGGGCUGUACGCCGGAGCGGUGGCCGGCAAGUCCCCGAGCUGCCACGAAGUGCGGACGGCAUUUCAGCUGCGGCAGAUCGGGCCCCUCAAGCUGGUUCCCGACGUGCCCACGACUGAGUCAGAUUUGCAGAUCUGUCAACACAGAGCACCAACGUGUUGCACCAAAAAAAUGGAAGAAAGCUACCAGGCAGCUGUUCGAAGGGAGAGGACUCAAAGUAUCCAGACACUGAACUUUGAGCUGAAGUACAUGAUUGUUGGUCAUAUCACAGCGUUUCAAGAGGCCUUUGAGUCUUUGCUUCGCUUUGCUGAAAACCACACGAGUUCCCUGUUUGAGACAGCUUACAGACCUAUGGCAAAAGAAGCAGCAGAGCCUGUUAAAGAACUUUUUACAGACCUCUCUCUCUACAUUCUGGGUGCAGAGACUACAGUGGAAAGUGCAGUGUUACGGUUCUUUGACAGUCUCUUUCCUCUGGUGUAUAGCCGGCUAAUAAACCCAGGAAUUACAGAUUUAUCAGAGGACUACACGGAGUGUCUGCGGCUUACAAGGCAAGACAUAAAUCCUUUUGGACGCUAUUCUAAGAACGUGGUUACAGAGCUGUCAAAAUCUCUUUGGGCAAGUCGGAUGCUCAGCCAGGCCCUCAGUCUGGGCAUUGAAGUGAUAAAUACUACUGAACACGCGGCUCUCACGAAGGAAUGUAGCAAAGCUCUAGUGAAGAUGCAGUACUGCCCGCACUGCCAGGGCCUGACGCUCAUCAGACCCUGUGUCGGAUAUUGUCUGAAUGUAAUGAGGGGCUGUUUGGCCAGUGUCUCAGAACUGGAUGCACAAUGGAGGGAGUAUAUCUCCACGCUGGAGUAUCUGACUAAUGAAAUGGCUGCCUCACAUGAUCUGGAAAUUGCACUGACAGGAAUCCGGAACUCCAUCAAUGAAGCCAUCCUGCAUGCACAGUUGAAUGGACCGCAGCUCUCUGCUACAGUUGAUAAAGUGUGUGGACAGCCCAGACAACAAGAAGGGAUCCUGUCAUCAGACAAUAUAGUGCCAGUGAAAGAAGUGACUGCAACUCAGACGUUCGUGAUGGCUCAUACUAGUCUGAACAAUAAACGAAGUUCUCUGCCUCUGAAAGCUUCAAAGAAUGACAAAUCAAGAAGUUUGAAAAAAAUCUCUCGAGAGUUCAUCAACUACAUGAAGCGAUCCCGAACCUUUUAUGCCUCUAUAGCAGAAAGACUGUGUGAUGGUGACCUGGUGAUGAGAGAUAGCUCAACCUGCUGGAAUGGAGAAGAUGUUGUAGAAAGUUACACCAGCAGAGUUGUUUCCAAUGGACUGAAGGCACAGGUUAAUAAUCCAGAACUGAAAGUCAGAGGACUAGACCCACUCAUCAAUAAUUUGAUUGAUAAACUUCAGCACUUUAAUAAACUGGAUGCUGAGAAGGCAAAAUUAAAACUGGAAAGAUGGGCUUCCCGGGAUGCCGGCAGUGGGGAUGGAAGAAGUGAAGAGAUGGAGUCAAGUGGGGAUUGUGAUGAUGAAGAUGGCUGUCAAGGAUCCGGUGACAGGAUUCACACAGCAGUGGUGUGUUGCAGAGAGGGGAGCAUUGUACAGGGAGGUGGAAGUAAUUUGCAUUUGUUUCCAACAACCAUUCCCAAUAUACUCAAGGACAAGAAAACCCAUCCAGAAAACAGGAAUGAACCAAAACCAACUGUGAAAAAGAUUGACACCACAACCACCACAAGCGCUGACAAGUCAUCCUCUAAACACAGUGUAACUGGAAAUGGGAGCAGUCCAGCCCUGAGUUCCUCGCUCAUUGUUUUAACCGCAGUUCUGUGGUUCUGUCCACCGUAG